This is a messenger RNA of Leptopilina boulardi, 6407 nucleotides long. RefSeq names its product dedicator of cytokinesis protein 3 (gene spg). The record is from RefSeq and is a predicted model, not a curated record. Lineage: Eukaryota; Metazoa; Arthropoda; Insecta; Hymenoptera; Figitidae. The coding region runs from base 167 to 5914 and encodes 1915 amino acids. Gene Ontology annotation, molecular function: small GTPase binding; guanyl-nucleotide exchange factor activity. Gene Ontology annotation, cellular component: cytoplasm; plasma membrane. Gene Ontology annotation, biological process: small GTPase-mediated signal transduction. The transcript has 18 exons.
GCCAAAAUUGCAGAAGAAGAAAACUUGAGUGUGGCACUAUUGUGCACAGCAGAAUACACACGUGAAACCAACACCCAAUGUUUGUGUUUUUGAAAAUUUCGUGAUACACAGGUGGAUUGUUAUCAUUUAAUGAAGAAUGUAGUACCUGUGAAAGAAAAUACUUAAGAUGUGGACCACCACAAAGACAACCAAAUACGGCGUUGCCGUCUACAAUUGGAAAGGUGACACUCGUUAUGGUUUGCCACUAGAGAUAGGCGAAACAGUUCAAAUUCUUGAAGAAUGUGCAGGUUGGUUUAGAGGCUUCUCAACGAAAAAUCGUGCAGUAAAGGGAAUUUUUCCAAGUUCAUAUGUUCAUCUAAAACCUUGUAAAAUUGAUAAUGAAGGUCUCUAUGAAUCAGUUAUACCCCUUGAAGACCCUGUUGUACGAGAAGUCACUCUUGUACUUCGAGAAUGGGGUGGAAUUUGGAAAAGAUUAUAUGUGGAGCGGGAAAUUUACAAAUUCAAUACUCUAAGAAAAGUCAUGCAAGAUUUACUGGAAUGGAGAAGACAACUUUUGGCUGGAACUCUAACGACUGAUCAAACACGUGAAUUGAAAUUGCAAGUGAUUAACAAGGUGGAUUGGGGAAAUCGAAAAUUAGGCCUCGAUUUGGUGCCAAGACAAGGUGCUCACAUGGUGGAUCCGGAUGAUAUGUCAGUAGUGGAACUUUAUCACGUGCAUGUGCAGAGUGCGGAAAAUUCACAGGGUUCAUCGGCAAUUGGUACAUUGAAGCGUAAAGUUCAAAAGAAAGUUUUAACUCAUCAUUUGUACUUUUGUAUGAGAGACUUUGGACAUUCAGUUGGUGAGGAUACGGAAAUUUAUUUUUCACUAUACGACGGUAGACGAAGUCAAUAUAUUAGUGAACGUUUUUUGGUGAAAAUAUCGAAAGAAGGAUUUUCAAAUUAUGUGGAAAAAAUGCACAGCAAUUGUACAAUAUUCACGGAUUUAGGAAACGCUGAUCUUGGUCGCGAUUUAUAUAUGGUUGCACAUGUUAUGCGUUGUGGUAGAAUGCUCUAUUCAGAUUCGGGAAAAAAUAAAGCAGGAGCUACAACUUAUAGAAGACCACAUGGGGUUGCUGUACUUUCACUCGCUGAUGCCUCACAAAGUCACACCGAAGAGUCCGAACUCACUUUUAAGGUUUAUCAGGGAGAUGAAAAGGAAUUUCACCAGUUGCACGAGCAGAUAAUUCGUAACAACAAAUGUUCGCCGCUUCCAGGUCAACCGAAUUACGGCAUAGUUGUCUCGUUUCGUGUUCUUCACGGUGAAUUAUGCCAGGUGCGUGAGGAGAAUCCAUUGCUGUUCAAGAAUAUUUGUUUGACUAAAAAACUUGGAUUUUCUGACGUCAUAAUGCCGGGUGAUGUUAGAAAUGAUUUGUACCUGAGGUUAGAACGAGGUGAAUUUGAACGUGGUGGCAAAUCAACUGGAAAAAAUAUUGAGGUGACUAUACUUGUUUUGGAUGCGGAAGGUCAACCAUUAGAAGGUUCUUUGUUUGGAGCAGCAGGAACUGAAGGAAGUUCCGAAUACCAAAGUUUGGUUAUUUAUCAUCACAAUAGUCCGACUUGGGCUGAAACUGUGAGACUCGCUAUACCAAUUGAUAAAUUUUAUGGAAGUCAUGUUCGUUUUGAAUUCAGACAUUGCUCCACACGGGAUAAAAAUGACAAGAAGCUGUUUGCUUUUGCCUUCGUUCAUUUAAUGGAAGCCGGUGGUGCAACAUUACAAGAUGGGCAACACGAACUUUUUAUAUACAAAUGUGAAGAGAAAAGUAAACUUGAAUCUUCGAAUUAUUUAUCUCUUCCUAGUACACCACGAGAUCCAAAUUAUCCAGGUAUUCCGCCAUUUUCGAGAUCGCCGAAAGAAGCAGUUUUUAUAACAACGUUACUUUGUAGUACAAAAUUGACGCAAAAUGUCGAUAUAUUAAGUUUAUUGCAAUGGAAAGCACAUCCAGAGAGGAUAUCUGAUUCGUUGACGAAAGUUUUACGAUUGGAUGGCGAGGAGACGGUGAAAUUUUUACAAGAUAUUUUGGAUGCAUUAUUUUCAAUGUUUCACACGGAGGAUGGAAAUUCAACUGUCUAUUCGGGAUUGGUAUUUCAAGUGUUAGUUUCAAUAUUUAGUUUAUUGGAGGAUUCGAAAUUUGAACAUUUUAAACCAAUGAUGAAUGCAUAUAUUUCGGGUCAUUUUGCGGCUGCACUUGUUUAUAAAGGAUUAUUAAGUAGUAUACAACAUUGUGCUGAUUGGGUGACAACUUCGGAUAGACAAGAGCCAAUAAUGAAAUGUUUUCGAUCAUUGGAAUAUAUAUUUAAAUUUAUUAUACAAAGUCGAUUAUUAUUUGCGAGGGCAACGGCUGGACAAUUUGAAGAUAGUUUCAAGAGAGAUCUUUAUUGUUUAUUUACGGCAUUGAAUAAAAUGCUUACAUUACCAUAUGAUUUGGUUUUACAAUCACAAGUGGCAUUGUUAAUGUCGAUUCCAACUGUUUUUGAACAAUUAAUUGCAGUUUUACCUGUUUUGGAGGUUGUUAAAUUGACAUGUACAAUGUUGGAUUCAAUACCAAGGGAACCACCUCCUCAAUUAAUACAAACAAAAUUACAAGCUAUUAAAAGUCUCGUGACGUCGGAAUUGUUUGAAGAUGACGAGAGUCGUAAUUUAUUGUUGAUUACAAUUUGUAAACAUUUGAGAAUUCAUUUAGCACGAAGAGAGGAAUUGAGAUCCUGUACUGAUAUUCUUGGUGAUAUUUUAAACUUUUUAUACAAGAGAGCAAGAGACACGAACAAAGUUAAUAAUUGCAUUCAUCAUGACAUUGAAACAUUAGUUCUUUCUAUUCUUGAUGUUUUAAUACAAACAAUAUUGAUUAUUGUUAAUGCAAAUGGACCAGUUUUGGGUAAUUUAGUGGCGUGUUUAAUUAGUUUACUUCAACUUCUAGAUGAAUAUCAUUAUUCAAGACUUUGGGAGGAAUUAACAUUGGGUGGUGAUCGUAAAGCACUUAAGGAAUUUUUAUUGAGAGUUUUUCUUGUACUACGUGAUUUAGUGAGACAAUCGAUAUUUGCAACUGACUGGCUUGUUAUAAGAAUGCAAGCAAAUAAUGUUAUUUUAAAAUCAUUACAAGAGCUUGCACAACCAUUGGCAUUUCGUUUUUUACACAAUAAUUUUGAUUUUCAAUUGUGGUCGACUUAUUUUAAUUUAGCCGUGGCUUAUCUCACACAACCAUCAUUACAAUUGGAACAAUUUUCUGAGGUGAAACGAGAGAAGAUUAUUGAAAAAUACGGUGAUAUGAGAGUACUCAUGGGAUUUCAAAUUUUAUCAAUGUGGUCACGUUUAGGUGAAAGAAAAUUGGAAUUUAUUCCCGGUAUGGUGGGACCAUUUUUGGAAGUAACACUAGUGCCAGAAAGUGAAUUGCGAAAAGCGACUCUACACAUUUUUUUUGAUAUGAUGGAAUGUGAACAACAAGCACGAGGAAGUUUCAAAUCUGUCGAGUCUGAAUUGAUAGAUAAAUUAGACAUUUUAAUUAGUGAGAAUAAAGGAGACGAUGAAUAUCGACAACUGUUUAAUACCAUGGAACACUUGAGUGCAGUGUUGCUGAACAAAGUACAAUCCGAAGAUCCAGCAUGGAAAGACAGUGGAAUUGUUUUCAUUACAUCAGUAACGCGAUUAUUAGAGCGAUUACUUGAUUACCGUAGUGUCAUUCAGGGAGAUGAAAAUCGAGAUAAACGAAUGUCUUGCACCGUCAAUUUAUUGAACUUUUACAAAAAUGAAUUUAAUCGAAAAGAAAUGUAUUUACGUUACAUUUAUAAACUUCAUCAAAUGCAUUUGGAGGCGGAAAAUUAUACUGAGGCAGGAUUUACGAUGAAAUUGUAUGCCGAUCAAUUGGGAUGGGGAUCAACAGUAUUACCAUCUGAUCUUGCACAUUCACAACAACCAGAAUGGCAACGAAAGGAACUUCUCUAUCAUCAAAUUAUUCGUCAUUUCGAUCGUGGUAAAUGUUGGGAAAAAGGAAUACCACUUUGCAAGGAAUUGGCAAUUUUAUAUGAGACUGUACUCUAUGAUUACGCACAAUUAAGUAAAAUUUUGAAGAUGCAAGCACUAUUUUUGGAUAAUAUACUCACGCAACUACGACCUGAACCGGAAUAUUUUCGUGUUGGUUUCUAUGGAUUGAGUUUUCCUCUUUUCGUUCGGAACAAAUUAUUUAUUUAUCGAGGUUUGGAAUAUGAAAGAAUAGGAGCCUUCACGCAACGACUUCAAACUGAAUUUCCCAGUGCACAAAUUUUAAUGAAAAAUUCACCGCCCGACGAAAGUAUUCUUACUUCCGAAGGACAAUAUAUACAAAUUUGCAAUGUGAAGCCAAUUCCAGAGGAAGGAAGUCUAGGUUCGGGUGCAAUUGACGUUCCUGAUCGUGUAAUUGCAUUUUAUCUCGUAAAUGAUGUAAGGAAAUUUACAUUUGACAGACCCAUGCAUCGUGGUCAAGUUGAUCGUGAAAAUGAAUUUAAAUCACUUUGGAUUGAACGUACAACACUUACAACUGAAGCUAAAUUACCCGGUAUUCUACCAUGGUUUGAAGUAAUUGACAAACGUUCGGAACUUUUGGCACCCGUACAAUAUGCAUGUGAGACAAUGCAAAGUGUUGAACGUGAAUUAAGACGAUUAAUUGUACAAUAUACAGCCGAACCGAAAAAGAAUAUUAAUCCAUUUAGUAUGCGAUUACAGGGAAUAAUUGAUGCCAAUGUAAUGGGUGGUAUAACAAAAUAUCAGGAGGCAUUUUUAACAACAGAAUUUGCAAGACAAAAUCCUGAUAUGGUGCCGCAUGUUAAUAAAUUGAAAAAUUUAAUUCUCGAUCAAAUGAGCGUUUUGGAAUCUGGUUUACAACUUCAUGGUGAAAUUGCACCGUCUGGUGUACAACCAUUACAUAAAAGAUUAAUUGAGAGAUUUACACAAUUGAAACGAAGUUUGGGACCGUUGACUAGACAACGAUUGUUGCAUCAAGACAGCAUUAUAAAUUCUCCUUUGCCUCCACUUCCAAUCGGCGAUAAGCAUCCAAUUACUUUGGAAACAGUGGGAUGUCGAAUAUCACACACGGAAAUUGAUGGAAUACUCGACGAUGAAGGAUUUUAUUCUAAAGUUGAUGUUUUUGGUCCAAAUCAAACACCGCCACCAAUUCCACAGAGGGAAGUUCGACCUCGAUCGGUGGGUUAUGGAACAACUCCACCAAGGCCAACGCAUCAGAGAACUCACAGUAAACCAUUGAGUCCAAAAUUACCAUUGAGGCACUCGCUACCAACACCUACCGAUAGUGUUGAUCAGACAAAUGUCAGAACCUCUUGGAGUGAAUCAGGAUCAGAGCCAGCGCCGCCACUUCCUCCUAGAAGCUGCACUUUGGAUAAGAGAGAUUCAAUAGCUAGUUCAAUUGGACCGCCAGCGCCGCCAAAACGACCAUUACAAAAACGUAGCACAGAAUGGAGUGUUGAUGAUGAUUCCGAUCAACAAUGCGAAACUAAUGACUUAAGAGACAGUGGAAUAUCAACCGCAAGUCUCUUGGAUUUUAAUCCACAAUUAACACAUUUAAAUAAUCUCAGUUAUGAAGACUUUGUACCACGAACCAAAUGCAACGAGAUAAUGAAUAUUUCACCACCUUCUGUGAUAAACGCUUUAAAUACUACCUGUACAAGUAACAAUUUUCCUAGUGGUACAUUCCAUGGUUCACAAAUUCUUCCCGAUGAAGAGGUGAGUCCUCCACCUAUACCCCCGAAAGCAAAUCAAGACGUUCCCUCAGCGCCCACAACAUUGGAAAGGGUUUCCAAUCGAACAUCGAAUUCAAGUCAUGUGGAAAAUUAUUCGGUGCCAAAAUUACAAACACUCUCAGUGGCAUCAGAUACGGAAAGUACCGUAUAGCAAUGUACCUCCUAGUCUUUUACAAUUAGUUGAUAGUCGUCGUAUGUAUGUAAACGUCAAAUAUAUAGGCAUUGAAUCUUUUUUGAUUGCGAUUGUUUAGUCAAUUAGCACAAAAAGCAUCGAAUUGUUUAUUAUAACAAAGAGAAAAAUGUUUUUGGUAAAAAAAAAAAAAGUCUACAGCCAAAGCGCAAUCAAAUUAGUUUUGAUGAAAUAUAAAUUUAUAUAUAUAAAUAUUAUUAUAUAUUAAAAGUCAAUAAUUUUUGCGCGUUCCAUCAAAUUUGAAAUUUCACACAAAUAUUCUCUAAUAAUGAAAAAAUCGAAUCAUUUACCCUUCAAAUCAUUGUAUAUCUUAUCUAUUUUAGUAAUCACUUUUCAUUUUAACGCGUUUCCAUUUUGAAAUCGUUUACUUUUUAAUGACGACACUCUUCCGAGUAUUAAUCCUAUUGUAAUUUAUUUAUAUUUUCAAAUAAGAAUAAAAAGUCAUUUUUAAUAA